UCUGGCUGACAGAGGGCAGUAGUGGUACAGGUGACCUUGGCCAGACAGGGUUCAGUCAUGCAGGUUUCUAAGGUAAACGCCCUGGAUUAUGAGGAAUUUAUUGAAGUGUUCGGCAACGUGAUUGAGCAUUGUCCCUUGUGUGCCGCCGCAGUGUGGAAACAUCGACCGUUCAGCGACGUGAGGCACUUACACGAGGAGAUCUGCAGAUUUAUUGAUGAUCUUCCCGUGGCAGGACGGGAAGGCAUCCUCCGUUGUCACCCAGACCUGGCUGGGAGGCUGGCGAGGGCAGGCCAACUCACGAAGGAGUCCAAGAGGGAGCAAGAAGCCGCCGGUGUUACCAGCCUGACCCCAGAGGAGAGCCAACGCCUGGACAGCAUGAACCACAGUUACCGCGAGAAGUUUGGCUUCCCGUUCGUGAUCUGCGCCCGCAGGAACAAGAAGGAAGCCAUCUUGGAGGGUCUCAGGACGCGCCUGAACAACUCUCUCGAAGCGGAGGUGGAGAAGGGCAUCAUGGAGGUGAAAAACAUCUGUUAUCUGCGCCUUUUGGACCUGGUGGACCACGAGGGUGUAGAGAGCAGACUGUGACUGGAGUAGACUGGGAAGGCCCUGUAGAACGCGCUGCUGAUGGAGGCUGCUGAAGACCCCUGUGUUUUCGUACUAGUAGACACCAUUGAAAAUAAAUGCACGCUAGAAUCUCGCAGUGCAGCUGAGGAUAUCAGCACUAACACAGAGGAUAACUAACAGAGUAGAGGAUACUUACAAUAAUACUGAGGAUACUUGCAAUACCACUGAGAAUGCAUGCAGCACCAUUAAGGAUGCCUGUAACAAUUGAGAAUAGCUGUAAUACUAUUGUGGAUACCUGCAGUACCACUGAGGCUUACUAAUAUAACCGAGAUACCUGUGACACUUGAGAAUAAAUGCAAUGUGGAUACAUACAGCACUAUUGAAGUUAGCGAAGAUUUUAUUGAGUAUGCCCGGUACAUCACUGCGGAUAUCUGUAGCACCACUGAGGAUAUCAGUUUAACCCCAAAUAUGGGAUUAAACUCUUACGCAUAUACACUGUUGUUAUUCGUGUACACGCAUCAAGCGAGAUAAGCACAUAAUAUAUACCAAGUGUAUUUAAGUAAAGAGGCAACGACUGCAAAUAUGAUAAUAAAAGUCACUUGAAACACACUGAUACAAGCAAAAACGACCUAAUCAAUCCAUUAAUGAAACACAAAAAUUUUUACUUAUUAUUGGUUCAGCUACUGAAUAGAAAAAGCAUAAUGCAAAUAAUAAUAAAAUAAUAAUAAUAAUAAUAAUAAUAAUAAUAAUAAUAAUAAUAAUUAUUAUUAUUAUAUUAUUAUUAUUAUUAAGAAUAAAGUAAUUCUACUACUACUAACAAUAAUAACAAUGAAAAUAAUAAUAUUAAGAAUAAAGUAAUUCUACUAACACAAUAAUAAUAAUAACGGAACUAAAAAGAGUGAAUAUACACCGAGAAACAGACACUUCUACAAGUAUCUACAAUGAUAGACACACACCUCAGGGUAUAUAUACCACUGAUAAAUAAUAAGCACUGUCUCUGCCAGGGUUUUUAACUCGAUGAUAACCUGUUCUGUGGCUUAGCACCUCCUGACCUAUCCCGGCUAGAUAUUUACACCCCUUUUUUAAAACAUAACAUUGUAUCCUAAGAUAUUCCACUUACUUUUGUCCUGAAGACACUUUCUUACUUAUAAAUAUAUCUCCAAUACA
Messenger RNA from Cherax quadricarinatus, 1731 nucleotides. Its product is annotated as 2-oxo-4-hydroxy-4-carboxy-5-ureidoimidazoline decarboxylase. Gene Ontology annotation, biological process: urate catabolic process; allantoin metabolic process. Gene Ontology annotation, molecular function: 2-oxo-4-hydroxy-4-carboxy-5-ureidoimidazoline decarboxylase activity. Lineage: Eukaryota; Metazoa; Arthropoda; Malacostraca; Decapoda; Parastacidae. Gene Ontology annotation, cellular component: peroxisome. The record is from RefSeq and is a predicted model, not a curated record.